Messenger RNA from Sodiomyces alkalinus F11, 1218 nucleotides. Its product is annotated as methyltransferase domain-containing protein. The record is from RefSeq and is a predicted model, not a curated record. The transcript has a single exon. NCBI's taxonomy places the organism in Eukaryota, Fungi, Ascomycota, Sordariomycetes, Glomerellales, Plectosphaerellaceae. The coding region runs from base 115 to 840 and encodes 241 amino acids.
CCCUCUCUCUCGAGUCUCAACCUCUCUCGCUCUUUCUCUGUCUACUAAGCCAUCGUCGCACGGCUCCAACAUCUCACUCAGUACACGCUUUCACCCCCCCCUCGUCCGCCCACCAUGUCCGACAUAGGCGCCGACAAGAAUGCGGCGUACAUCACGACCUACUCGCCCUCCUUCCUAACCCACAUCUACGACAGGUAUGUCCUGGGCUUCAACAUGAGCAUCAUGUGGGGCUGCCCAGUCGAGAGCAUCCUCCUCCCCUUCUUCAGCGAAAAUUUCUCGCGGAACCACCUCGACGUCGGCGUCGCCACGGGCUACUUCCCCGCCGCCGCCCUCGCGCGCCCCUUCCGCCGCGACAGCAAGCAGCACCUCACCUUGCUGGACCUGGGCCCGAACCCGCUGCGCGCCGCCUCGGCCCGCGUCCUCUCCGUCGCCACCGCCACCGAGCUGCGCUGCGUCGAGGCCGACGUCACCGAGCCCCCGCCCGACGAGCUGCGCGGCAGCCGCUUCGACUCCAUCUCCAUGUUCAACCUGUUCCACUGCGUCCCCGGCGGCAAGGCCAAGUUCCGCGGCCUCGCCACCUUCAAGGGCCUGCUGAGCGAGAACGGCGUCCUGUGCGGCUGCACCGUCCUCGGGAACGCGCACGCCGCGAACUGGUUCACCUCCAAGUACCUCUGGCUGUACAACAAGCAGCUGCAGGUCUUCCAUAACUACGACGACAGGAAGGAGGACGUCCUGGAGGUUUUGGAGAGGGAGUUUGAGGAGGUCGAGACGUGGGUUAUCGGCACCAUGAUGUUGUUUAGGGCGAAGAAGCCCAAGAAGACCCCCGUUGAUGUGCAGUGAUUCUGAUGGCUCAACGAAUGCUACGAUGCGUAUAUCGAGAUCUCCCCAACAAGCCCCAAGCGUCGUGACUCGUGAGACUGCGAUGCCAUAACUGGAGUUGCUUCGAGUAAGUGAAAAGGGACGUGGAAAUUAUUCUGCGGGUAUGACAAGGUUCAUCGUCCAUGGUGAGAGCUUUUGGACUUACUCUUCUCAGGUAUCGCUUAACACCGCAAGACACAUGGGAACGUAAGCUUGGAGAAAUGUUGUAUCAAAUUGCUAUGGUAGAUGAGGAACAUGCAUGUACUGAUGUGCUGGACCUGGAUGCAGAGCUUAACAAACGGAUCCUAUACUACUAUGGGCUCUUAUGCAUAACUGGAAGUUACUGUACAUAUAACCACA